UAAUUAAUUCAUUAUGUAUAGUCACAUAAAUCAUACUCACUAUGGUUAACACAUGAUAAUCAAUACAGUGCCAUUUAAAAGUACUAAUAGUUUUCAUUUCAUACCUUAAGGGAUGGCAGUGAUAAAAGAAAAGAGGAAAUGCUUGGAGUAGGAUAUUUUCAGCUGUUCCGUUUUGCCACAUGGGUCGACAUCGCGAUGAUGGUGGUGGGAGGUGUGUGUGCACUCAUCCAUGGUUCCGCCUUCCCUCUUAUGCUGCUCAUCUAUGGCAUGAUGACGAACACCUUUGUGGCCUAUGAGCUGGAGGUUCAGGAACUGGCAGAUCCCAAUAAAACCUGCAUCAAUAACACCAUCACCUGGACUAACGGCUCAGUAGUCGAGAUGGCAGAUAAUCGUACUAGAUGUUGUUUUUUCUUACACAGUGUGGAUAUUGAAGCACAGAUGACCAUGUUUGCUUAUUACUAUACUGGCAUUGGCCUGGGAGCAUUCAUUCUUAGUUACCUUCAGAUUGCUUUGUGGGUUUCUGCAGCUGCAAGACAGACACAAAGAAUCAGAAAAACAUACUUUAGAAAGAUCAUGUGCAUGGAAAUUGGCUGGUUUGACUGCAAUUCUGUUGGGGAGCUAAACACAAGAAUAUCUGAUGAUAUUAAUAAAAUCAACAAUGCAAUAGCAGACCAGGUAGCCAUCUUCAUUGAGAGGCUGUCCGCUUUCAUUUUUGGUUUCCUGGUGGGCUUUAUUGGUGGAUGGAAGCUUACACUAGUGGUGAUUGGCGUGAGCCCAUUGAUAGGCCUGGCAGCAGGACUCAUGGCGAUGGCAGUAGCCCGGCUGACGGGACGUGAGCUACAGGCCUAUGCCAAGGCAGGCGCCAUAGCUGAUGAAGUUCUCUCAUCCAUCAGAACAGUAGCAGCAUUCAGUGGAGAGGACAAGGAGACAGAAAGAUAUGACAGAAACCUUGAGGAGGCUCAAACCUGGGGGGUGAAGAAAGGGAUCAUCAUUGCAACAUUUCAGGGUUUUCUGUGGUGUAUCAUCUUCCUCUGUUAUGCCCUUGGAUUCUGGUAUGGUUCAAAGCUUGUCAUUGACACCAAGGAGCUUACGCCUGGAACCCUGAUCCAGGUGUUCUUUGGUGUCCUUACGGGAGCUUUGAACUUGGGUCAGGCUUCUCCAUGUCUAGAGGCCUUUGCUUCAGGUCGUGCUGCAGCGAAAAGCGUUUUUGACACCAUCAACAGAGUACCAAAAAUUGAUUGUUUUACAGAGGAAGGGCAUAAGUUGGAAAGAGUGAAAGGUGACCUCGAAUUCCAUAAUGUUAAGUUCAGCUAUCCCUCCAGACCUGACAUCAAGAUUUUGGAUGAUUUAAACUUGGUGGUUAAAUCAGGGGAGACUACAGCAUUUGUUGGACCUAGUGGAUCUGGAAAAAGUACGGUAGUCCAACUCAUUCAGAGAUUUUAUGACCCCCAACAAGGAAUGGUCACUCUGGAUGGCCAUGACAUUAGAAGCCUGAAUAUCCAGUGGCUACGCUCACUGAUAGGCAUUGUAGAGCAGGAGCCUGUUCUCUUUGCCACCACAAUCUCAGAAAAUAUUCGCUAUAGCCAACCAGGAGUCACCAUGGAGGAGAUCAUACAGGCCUCCAAAGAGGCAAAUGCUUACAACUUUAUCAUGGCCCUGCCUCAGAAGUUUGACACGCUGGUUGGAGAUAGUGGAAGCCAAAUGAGUGGUGGGCAGAAGCAGAGGAUUGCAAUAGCUCGAGCACUGGUCAGAAAGCCCAGAAUCCUUCUGUUGGACAUGGCCACUUCAGCCCUGGACAACGAGAGUGAAGCUGUAGUGCAGGAAGCUCUGGAUAAGGCCCGCAUAGGCAGAACCACAGUCACUAUUGCUCAUCGCUUGUCUACAAUUCGUAAAGCUGAUGUGAUUGUGGGCUUCGAACAUGGGAGUGCUGUGGAAAGGGGCUCACACAGUGAACUACUGGAAAGGAAAGGGGUCUACUUCACCCUUGUUACACUUCAGAAUCAAGGAAGUGAUGCAUCCAAUUACAAAACAAACACAUCUGAGACCAGCAUACUUGAGGAUGAUGGGUUUGAAACAAUGACCAGUUUCAGCAGAGGAAGUUCUGUGUCUGAUUUAAGAUCACAGUCUCAAAUGUCAAAUCACUGGCAUGAUGACAUAUGUGAGGUGGAAGUUAAGUCUGGCAGUUUCAGAAUGGAUAUAGUCAAAAAAACAAAGAAAAUGGAGGAUGCAAUGGAGGCGACUGAAUCGGCGCCGGUCACUCGAAUUCUGAAGUAUAAUCAACCAGAAUGGCCAUAUCUGUUACUGGGCUCUGUAGGAGCAGCCUUAAACGGAUCUGUCAGCCCAGUUUAUGCCCUCUUAUUCAGCCAGGUUCUAGGGAUAUUUUCUAUCGCAGACAUGGAUGAACAGAGACGACAGAUUAAUGGGGUUUGCAUUCUGUUUGUUAUAGUGGGAAUUGUAAGCUUCUUCUCACAGUUCGUACAGGGGUUUGCUUUUGCUAAGUCUGGGGAGCUACUGACUCGCAGGCUAAGGAAGGUUGGUUUUCAGGCCAUGCUCAAGCAGGAGAUCCGAUGGUUCGAUGAUCCUAAAAAUAGCCCUGGGGCUCUUACCACCAGACUUGCAACUGAUGCAUCCAUGGUGCAAGGGGCUACUGGCUCCCAGAUUGGCAUGAUUGUAAACUCAUUGAUGAACAUUGGAGCCUCAUUUAUCAUUGCAUACUACUUCAGCUGGAAGCUGAGUCUGGUGGUGACCUGCUUCCUCCCUCUAAUUGGCCUGUCUGGUGUCUUCCAAGCCAAAAUGCUGACUGGAUUUGCUAAUGAGGACAAGAAAGCAAUGGAGGAGGCAGGACAGGUGUCCAGUGAGGCAAUAGCCAACAUCAGGACCAUUGCAGGUUUAGCCAAAGAGCAGCAGUUUGUGGACAUGUAUGAAAAGCAGCUGGAACCCCCCUACAAAGCAGCCAAAAAAAAGGCUCAAGUCUAUGCCAUCUUCUUUGCUUUCGCAAAAUGUGUUAUUUUCAUGGCAUAUGCAGCCUCCUUUAGAUAUGGUGGUUAUCUGGUUACCAAUGAGGGACUUCAUUAUGUGAUUGUUUUCAGAGUUAUCUCUGCUAUUGUUAUCAGCGGGACAGCUCUUGGAAGAGCGUCAUCCUUCACACCAGAUUAUGCCAAAGCCAAAAUCGCAGCUGAACAGUUUUUCACACUGCUGGACAGAGUCCCCAGAAUCAACAUUUCUCAGGCACACGGACUAAAAUGGACUGACUUUAAGGGUAAGAUUGAAUUCAAGAACUGCAGUUUCACAUACCCAAGCCGGCCAGACAUCCAGGUUCUGCGGGGGCUGGGGGUGACAGUGAGACCCGGUCAGACUCUUGCCUUUGUGGGUAGCAGCGGAUGUGGCAAAAGUACAUGCGUUCAGCUCCUGGAGAGGUUCUACGAUCCAGAUCUGGGCCAAGUGUUAAUAGAUGAACAUCCGUCUCAUGGUGUUAACGUACCUUUCUUGAGGUCACAGAUUGGGAUUGUAUCGCAGGAGCCUGUGCUUUUUAACUGCACCAUAGCAGAAAACAUCCAGUAUGGAGAUAACUCAUGCACUGUCAGCAUGGAGGAUGUUAUAGAGGCCUCUAAAAAGGCUUACCUCCAUGAAUUUGUGAUGAGCUUGCCUCAUAAAUACGAGACACAGGUUGGAGCUCAUGGCUCUCAGCUCUCUAGAGGGCAGAAACAGCGCAUAGCUAUCGCUCGUGCCAUUGUUAGAAACCCCAAAAUACUGCUGCUGGAUGAAGCUACCUCUGCCCUAGAUACAGAAAGUGAGAAGACGGUUCAGGUAGCCCUGGAUGAAGCUCGACAAGGUCGCACAUGCAUCGUCAUCGCCCACAGACUCUCCACCAUCCAGACUGCUGAUAUCAUAGCAGUGAUGUCACAGGGCACCAUCAUAGAGCAAGGGACGCAUGAAGAACUUAUGGCUAAGAAAGCAGCUUACUACAAGCUGGUCACUACAGGGGCUCCCAUUAGUUAA
Electrophorus electricus (electric eel) is the source of this 3999-nucleotide messenger RNA. Lineage: Eukaryota; Metazoa; Chordata; Actinopteri; Gymnotiformes; Gymnotidae. The record is from RefSeq and is a predicted model, not a curated record.